AUGCGGCCCGUGCUCUUCCUGAUUUUGGCAGGGGACGAGGAGGAGUGCCCGACGGGCUCGCGCUGCAUGCCCGUCGACCUGUGCCCCGGCGCCGCGCAGCCCAUGGGGCCCUAUGGACGAGGGGUGGGCGUGGGCCACGGGUGGGUUCCGCGGCGGCGCUACCCCGCGCGCUGCGCCUCCGUGCUGCCCGGCGCUCGCGUCUGCUGCUGGUCCCCCUACCAGCCCAGGGUCAGGAGGUCCCAGCCAAGAAGUCAAAUCCCCAGCAACCAAGCAAAUCUGGCACUUUUCGUUGUCGGCGGAGAGCUAGCUCUGGAAGAAGAAUUUCCAUACAUGGUGGCCAUUGGCUACAUGAGAGGUUCGAACAGCGCCGGUGGAAACCUCGUGUGGGGCUGCGGGGGCAGCCUCAUCAGCGACCGCUACGUCCUCACCGCCGCCCACUGCAUCACCGACGCCCAACGAUUUAACCUACGUCCAGCAGCUCUUCGGAUGGGCGUGAACAACUUGACCCAAGGGCCGCAACUGCCCACCGACUAUUCCGUUGCGAACAUAACUCUGCACCCUCGCCACCGCGGAGACCUCAAGUACUUCGACCUGGCGCUUCUGCGCACCGACCGGCCCGUCUCCUUCACCGCCCGCCAGCGGCCCGUGUGCCUGGAGGCCCCGGACACCCGCAUCGACGCCCAGACUCGCCUUGAAUCGACAGGAGUGACAGCUUGAAGAAGGCCGACUUGCGAGUGGUGGAGAUGGAGCAGUGCAGGACCUUCAUCCAGCAGCGACGGGACCUCCCACGCGGCCUCGACGACACUAUGAUCUGCGCUGCAGAACCCCAGCGGCAGGCAGAUACUUGCACGGGUGACUCCGGAGGCCCGCUGGCUGCACGAGGGCCGCAGGGCGAUGUGCUGGUGGGCGUGACCAGCUUCGGCGGGCGGCCGUGCGCCAGUCGGACUCCUGGCGUGUACGCACGCGUGAAAUCGGAACUCUCGUGGAUCGAGAGCAUUGUCUGGAGCUGACAACGCUGCUGCUCGGAUGUGAAAACUUCAGAUUUUGUCAGAUCAUUCAUUUUCAAUGAACAAAACCCCGUCAAAUGUUUAAUUUCCAUGUUUCUGUUUCACUCCUACGCGUUGAUAUUUAAGUGUUGAUAUAAUGUUUAUUUAUUAUUGUAAUAUUUUAGUUUUUUAAGUAAAAUAUAUUUCGUUCUUCGUGUAUAUUAGAGCUAAUUUCUGGC
Molecule: messenger RNA, 1225 nt
Organism: Gryllus bimaculatus (two-spotted cricket)
Lineage: Eukaryota; Metazoa; Arthropoda; Insecta; Orthoptera; Gryllidae
Source: the annotation of a GenBank genome assembly